Molecule: messenger RNA, 1638 nt
Organism: Argiope bruennichi
Lineage: Eukaryota; Metazoa; Arthropoda; Arachnida; Araneae; Araneidae
Product: protein arginine N-methyltransferase 6-like
Exons: 14
Coding region: 343-1602 (419 amino acids)
Biological process (GO): peptidyl-arginine methylation
Molecular function (GO): protein-arginine N-methyltransferase activity
Source: RefSeq, a predicted model, not a curated record
AUGGCUUGACAAUAGUGGUAAAGCCAUAACAGAGCACGCAUCACAAAGAAAUCCUGAACUGAAUUAAACUAAACGAGAAAGGUCCCCGUUUAUUUCUGUGCUUAUUUUUGACAUUUGACAACUUCAUGUCUUUGAAAUUGAAAUCAUUAAAUGUGACAUAGAAUUAUUUCAUUCUUUUUAUUUUUGUUUCAAAUAAAUGUAAACUGUUAUUUUUGUACUUCAGAAUAUGUGAAUUUACUGUUUUAUUUUUCUCAUCAUAUUUUUAUUUAUUUAUUUUUAAAAUACAAUUUUGAUAAUCUCCAACUCUUUUAAUUUAAUUAUAUCAUUGGAAUAUUGCUGAUAAUGGACAAUGUAAAAAUAUUACCUCCAUGUAAGAGACUGAAAGUUGAAAAUGAGCCUGAGUUUUCUGGCAAUAAUAAUCUUGAAAAACUAGGUAACCAGUCUAAAUCUGCAAUAAAUGCAAAAAAAUCUGAUCUUUUAGAAGAUGAACCAAAUUGUUCUACUUCUGAAGCUGCCACACAGUUUUCUCAGAGUGAAAAAUCUGAUUCUGCUGUUAUAGUUAGAAGUCAAAAUGGAAAUUCUAAAUUAAGAUGUGAAUAUGCAGGUACUGAAAAUGAAUUAGAAAAGGAUGAUUCUAAUUAUUUUAGGUGUUAUGCUGAUCUGUCCAUUCAUAGAGUAAUGAUUGGUGAUUAUUCAAGAACACAAACCUAUAGAAGAGCUAUAUUAACUAAUUAUAAAAUAUUCCAUCAAAAAAUUGUAUUAGAUGUGGGUGCUGGCACUGGUAUUCUUAGCUUGUUUUGUGCUCAGGCUGGUGCUAAAAGAGUUUAUGCUGUAGAGGCUAGUGGCAUUGCUCGAGAAGCUCAAAAAGUAGUUACAUCAAAUGGAUAUGCAAAUAAAAUAACAGUAAUUGAAGACAAAAUUGAGGAUGCAAAGUUGCCUGAAAAAGUUGACAUCAUUGUUAGUGAAUGGAUGGGUUAUAUGUUGAUGUAUGAAUCAAUGCUGCCUUCCUUUCUGUUUGCACGAGACAAAUGGUUGAAAAAGGAUGGUCAUCUUUUUCCUGAAGAAGUCAGAAUAUAUAUUGCACCAAUACAAGAUCCUCAAGAAUAUGAAUAUAGUGUAGAAUUCUGGAAGAAAGUUGAAGAUGCUUAUAAAGUUGACAUGAGUGCUUUAGCUUCAGUAGCUGCAGAACAAAUGAGAGCGGCUGUGCAUGUGAUGUCUGUUGACCCAGCUUCUAUUUUGUCUCAUGCCAGCUGUGUUACAACAUUGCAUUUAGCUACUGUUGAGAGGGAAUUUUCACAAUGCGCACAAGGUUCUUUUAGCUGUGAAUCUUUUGGUUCAGCUACAGUACAUGGAUUUGUUAUUUGGUUUACUGUACAUUUUCCUAAUAAUGUAAUCUUGUCAACAUCUCCUUAUGAAAGGGAAACACAUUGGGAACAAUCUGUUCUUUAUAUACCUCCUGAGCAAGUAGAGCAAGAUACUGUGAUAUCUGGAAAUUUAUGGAUUCGAAAAGGCGAAGUGUAUCAUAGGUUUUUAGAUAUAGAGCUUGACUAUCAGGUGGAUAACGGUGAGAGGAAGAAAAUGAAAUAUAAAAUGAAAGACUAGUUUUAAUUAAUUUUAAUAAAUAUAAUUGUUGUGUUG